AUCCAGAUGCAUUCCGAAGGAAAAUUUUGCGUCACUGACAUCUGAAGCGACACCUAUCAUAAUAAAAAUGAAGAAAAUGGCGAUCCUCUGAAAUAAUGAUUAACGAUAGUGAAGGACCACAAAACGGAGGGUCUCUGGGACCUGUUUCCGGAGCAAUAGGCAUGAUGACUAAACAGCAAGAUGAAUCUAUUCAACGGCCACAGUAUUCAAUGCCUGGAAUAUUGCAUUUCUUGCAGACAGAAUGGUCCCGUUUCGAGAUGGAGCGAUCGCAAUGGGAAGUUGAACGUGCAGAACUCCAAGCUAGGAUUGCAUUUUUACAAGGAGAAAGAAAAGGGCAAGAAAAUUUAAAACAAGAUCUUGUCAGAAGAAUAAAAAUGUUGGAAUAUGCCCUGAAACAGGAAAGGUCAAAAUACCACAAGUUAAAAUAUGGAACAGAAAUCAAUCAGGAUGACUUGAAGCCUCCUGCAUUAGAAAAGAAAGAUGACGAACCUGAGCAAAACGAGAUAACAACAUCAAACAGUAAUGUAUCAUGGCGACAAGGAAGACAUUUACUCAGGCAAUAUUUACAAGAAAUAGGAUACACAGAUACAAUCAUUGAUGUGAGAUCAGCUCGAGUAAGAUCAUUACUGGGACUACAGGCUCAUAAUAUAGAGAAUGAAGCAGAAGGAGCACAGCCAGCACUGGUGAAUGGAGAAUUAUCACCAGCCAAAAGAAUUAAUGACCAAGGAAAAGCAAGGCCUGCUGGUAAGAAAGUGCCUGCUUCAUUAGUGGAUGAUAUUUUUAUGGAAAGUGAAAAGUCUGUUCUUGCUACCCUUGAUUUCCUUGAUAAUGAAGGCAUUGAUGAUGACGACGACGAUGAUGACGAUGAUGAUGAUGACAAUGAUGAAGAAGAUAUUAUGGCAGCAGACGAGAAAAGAGAAGUAAGAAGAAUUGUCAAAAGGCCUGGUCCUGGUGUUGAUGGUAUUAUUGCUGGUGAUGAAGAAACAGAAGAAGCUCUUAGAGAAUUUGAUUUCCUUGUUGCUGAAAAUGAAGACGGCGCUGGAGAGACACGUAGUCAUGGUGAUGGACCAGAAUGGGAGAAGAAAGAUGAUGAAUGGAAGGUUGAUCCUCAAAAACUAUCUAAAUUUAAAGAACAGUGUGAAAAAGAAAGAAAAGGCAAAAAAUCAAGACCAAAAAGAUCAGCAUUACAAGCCAUGCUUGCUAAUCUAGGCACUGAAGACGAUGUGCAUGCUGGGGCAGCAUCGUCAGGACAAUCUCCUCCUUCAUCUUCGGGAAAUAGCAUGCCCGAUAUAGAUGAAAUGGGCGUUCAGGGUGGUGGAUCCAUGCCAUUUUCAUCGUCCAAUAAUCAGCGACAGAUAAUGAAUGCUGAGGAAGAUGCUCUGGAAGCAUUAGAACUGGGGGAGUUAGCUGGAAUAACUCCUCAGGACGAAUUUGACCCUGUUAAUAAUAAUUAUGAUAAUUUGUCACCAAAAGAACCUUUCAGGAAAACUUGGAAUGCCAAGUACACAUUACGAAGCCAUUUUGAUGGUGUUCGAGCCCUGGCCUUCCAUCCUGUUGAACCUGUUUUAUUAACAGCUUCUGAAGACCAUACGUUAAAAUUAUGGAAUUUACAGAAAACAGUCCCUGCAAAAAAAACUGCAUCAUUAGAUGUUGAACCUGUAUAUACGUUUAGGGCACAUAUAGGGCCAGUAUUAUGUUUAGCCAUUAAUGCUACAGGGGAACAGUGUUACAGUGGUGGAAUAGAUUCUACAAUCAAAUGUUGGAAUAUACCUAAUUCAAACAUAGAUCCAUACGAUUCAUUUGAUCCAAGUGUUCUACAAGAAACUUUAGUUGGCCAUACAGAUGCAGUAUGGGGUUUAUCAAUACACUCAUCUAAAACACAACUUCUGUCAAAUUCUUCUGAUGGAACAGUGAAGUUAUGGAGUCCAGGAGCCAAAUCUCCAUUACUGAAUUCAUUUACAGCAGAUACUGAUGAUGGUGUACCAACAUCUGUCGAUUUUGUGCGUUGUGAUCCAAGCCAAAUGGUAGCUUCUUACACAUCUUCAAAUACUUACAUUUAUGAUUUAGAAACUGCAAAACAAAUACUCUGUUUAGAAACUAAAAUCAAUAUAGAUGCUAAUAAUAGUAAUCAAAUAAAUAGAAUAAUAACACAUCCAACACGUCCAGUCACUAUUACAGCACAUGAAGACAGACACAUUAGAUUUUUUGACAAUAAUACAGGUAAAUUAAUCCAUUCAAUGGUGGCCCAUUUAGAUGCUGUGACGAGUUUAGCAAUUGAUCCAAAUGGACUUUAUUUAUUGUCUGGAAGUCAUGAUUGCUCUAUUAGGUUAUGGAAUUUGGACAGUAACACUUGUGUACAAGAAAUAACUGCACAUAGGAAAAAAUUUGACGAAUCAAUAUUUGAUGUUGCUUUUCACCCGUCAAAGCCUUACAUAGCUAGUGCUGGAGCAGAUGCAUUAGCUAAAGUGUUUGUAUGACCCGGAAAAUAAGGCUUAGGAUAUAGCUAAUUACCAUUCAAUGCAAAAAGUAAAGGCCCUGGCCUAAACUGUCUGUGCCCAGGGAACAUAAUCAUGCUGUGUUCAUUUGUAAGCUUGGAACACAAGGAAACAUGUAUGUCCGGAGAGAGAGUAAAUAUUCAUGAGAAUUUGUAAAAAAAAAGAUUUUGUAUUUAAGAAGUUUUUGUGUAGUGUACAAAAGACAAUUAACAAAUUAGAUUUUUAAAACAAUUUGCAGAAACUGUAUUUAUUUAUGUUUAAUACAGUAAAUCUAUGAGUGAUACACAGUUAGUGCUAUUCAAGUUUUUCUUUCAUUCGUUAUAUUUCAGUUUAUAUUGUAGGCAAUAUAAAAUAUGCUAGCAGACACAAAUUUUUGGAGGGGGUUCAUAUUUAUUUAUCCGUCCAUACAAAAGUAUAAAUCAACAAAAAGAUAUGAGAGGGGUUAAAUAGGUAUUUGGUCCAAAUAUGUAAAGCAAUAAUUAGCAGGAAAUUUAUACAAAUUUGAUAUAACAAUUUGACCUUAUGAUAUAUUCCAGUGAAGACUUUUAUUCACAAGUAUACUGUAUUUACAAUUGAAAAUAAGAUAGUUAUUUGCAGUUUACAAAAUACCUAAAAAGUGAAUUUAGUGUUCGUUGUUAUGUUAUUUACUGAAAUCAGUAAAUUAUGUUUUAAUGACCCAUUAACAAUUAAUACAAAAAGGAAUUAAUUGUAUUCAUAUUAUGGACCAAAGAAACCCCAGUAAAUGUUCAAUUCAUCCUUUUUACAUAUAAACAAAAUAAUCUUGUUUUUUUUCCUUUUUGCUUUCUAUCCUUCUAUGAAGGGGAAAAGAGUAGAGCAAAAGUAAAGAUAAGUAAUUAUGUUCCCAGUCCCAUGGCCUAUAUAUGUGAUAAAACAAUGUCACGAAUUCAUACUAACAUGUUUUAUGUAUAUGCCAAAAGUGACAGUUAUUUAUUUAUUUCGAAUUAUUAAAAAAGUGUAUUGCAACUCAUCACUUAUUUUCAUUUCAGUUUAACAAUUAUGUUUUAAUAAGCAUAUCAGAGAUUAAGUUAUAAUUCAUUGUUUAUUUUAUGCAUUUAUUAUUUUCAAUUCAUUUGUAUGUAGACUCGCUAUAGAUACUCAUUUCACAUCAACACUAUUCUUUCUCACCUUUAUAUAUAACACUUAUAUAUAUAUUGCAAGUAUAUAUUAGAUUUUCAGUUGGAUUAAUGCUUGUGAACCAUCUAACUUGAAAUUAUAUUAUCUACCUCUUAUAAGUGAAUUGUAAUCAGCAAAUUUAUUCAAUGUAACUCAGUUUAAAGAAAGCUCACUUGUUUUAAAAGCAUAGUAUUCUAAAUUUUGUCAUCUAUCAGUAUGCUAGAUAUACCUCUCCGCCAAAUGUACUUUAUUCAUUGUUUCUCUAUGAAGAUUGAAAUUCUGUGGAGAUGCCCAGUCAUGCAUUCAAAUUAAUCAUACAAGGGAUAUGUUUCAGUUUAUUUUGCCCUAUACAUACAUGCAUAGGUAAUGGAAAAGUAAACCUUCUUAUAUUUAUAUUGACAACUCAGAUAUUCUAGGAGAAAAAUUGUCCAAAGAAUGAAAACCAACACUUCAUAGAAAAAGAAGGUAACAAACUGACAUGUCAAUUUUCCAACAUAAGAAAGGUAUUACUAUAUAAAACUAAUUUGCUCGAUGGACCAUUGUGCAAUAAAACAUCUGCUAAAUCCAAAUUAUAUCGGAAUCAAAAUAUACAUGUAGGUAUAAAAUAUCAUAAUUAUAAACCAAGGGUAUAUAUUUUGAGAUAUUAAAAUUGCGGUUAAUCUUUUCAUUCUUUCUCUCCAUAGUUCAAAGAUCUUACAUUAAAUGUUAAUCUACAAUCUGUCAAAUAUAACCAAUUUUUACUAUCUAUGUACUGUAUGAUUACUCUUGUGAUACGUUAUUUUUAACCUCAGAUUUACUCCCAUAGAAGUUUGUGUAGUAUGUUAGCAUAUACUUUAGUUACUUACACUGAUGCAGAUGAAGCUUAAUUACUAUUUUAUUUAUUUUUGGAAGCAAACCAGUAGAAAGGAUGAUGCAGGGUUUGGAAAAGGUUGUUCUUAAUACAAAAAUAAUAAUGAUAUGUUUAUGUGAAAGAAAAUACAAAAUAUAUAAAUAUUAACAUUGAAAUAUUAUUGACAAAAAUCAUAAUUAAUAUCGGUGAACAUAUAUUGUUUCAUUUGUUCUAAAUACAAAAUUAUAAUAUGUUAACUUAAAAGAAAAUAUAUUGACAUUGAAAUAAUAUAGAAAAAAAAUCAUAAUUAAUUUCUGACCGUGAACACAUAUUGUUUCAUUACUUAGAUAUAUAUAUAUUAAUCCAUGUAUUACAUUUAUAUAGUCUUUUCUUCUCGAUUUUUUUACUGAGAGAAGAAAGGGUUCUAUCUAAAGAUAAAGGAAAAAUUGGGUAAAAUUUAGUAAGAAUGUUAAAAUAGUUUAUUGUGUUUUCUUAAUAAUUCUAAAAGAACAAUUUUUCAGCCAAAUUGCAGAUUGAAAAGAAACAAUUAUAUAUUAGAAAGAAAAAUAAUUUAUAAUUUGCAAGAAAGAAAAAUGCUAGUCCAAUAGAUUACGCACAUUUAAAUGUUGCAUAUGCAUGCCUAAGGAAAGUUAUCAGUUUGUUUCUGUCUAAGUUCUGUAUUUUCUAGAAACUUGUUUGCUAUCCUAGAACUACUUUUCACUGGCGUUAAGUUAAAUGAUCAACAAUCUUUGAACUGGAGUUUUUGUUAUUACUAAUUUGUCAAAAAUAUUCCUUAAUAUAUUUAAAUUGACUGAAACUUGAAUUCCACUUUGACGAGUUAUCAUCAAUUUAGUAGUCAAGUCUUGCCAGUUUAACAGUAAAAUGUUUUAACAAAUUUCAUUUUAAAGGAUAGUUGGUGUAUAGUUUACUGUAGACAAUUAUACUUGUUCUUUAUGAAAUUCUCAACAAAUGAAACAUAGGUGUCACAGUUGGUAAUGUUUGUGUUAAGGUAAGAUUUAAACAAACCCCUUACAAUUAUAUAAAAUUUAGUGUUCUCUAUUUUGUCAGCAUUAGUGCAUUCUUCUGGUUCCAUUGACUUUUAAAAUAUAAAUAUUCUUUAAUGGCCAGUUAAUUUUUAAGGAACACAAUGAUAUUUGAGAUGCAGUUGCAUUGAAAUAUUGCAAAGGAAAAUAAGGCUACUAUAAGAAGUACUUUAAAAGUCACAUAAACCCCAAGUACCAUUUAUGUAAACUAUUGUCAAUUUUGCUAUUAGCAGUCUAGGCAUCUGUUUAUAACUCUUUAUUUCAACAGCUGAUAAUUGAAUUUGAGUAAAAGUAGGUUCAUCAUUUAAGAAAUUAAAUGACCGGCAUAAUAUUUUACAAAAUCUAAUAUUAUACAUGUCAAACAGGUUUAUUGAUUAAUCCAGAAGUUGAUUUUGAUCAGGAAAUGUCAAAAUAGAUACAAUCAUGUUAUAAUAUGUUUACUGGAAGUGUGCUUUAUAUGUGUACCAAAGAUCCUUUAAAUAUGGCUGUUCUUAAUUAUCCUGUCUUCCUUUAUCCUAGGUUUAGUGUUAAGAUUUAGUAUGUAGAAAUGUCAUAUUAGACAAAGACACUAUGUUAGUUUGACAGUUCUAGUCAACUAAUGUAUCACAAUCUGGGUAAUACUAUUUAUAGUGCUAUUAGUAGAUAAGUAGUGAAGCAAUAGUAAAUGACGGAAAACGUAAUGCCAUGUUACUUUUUUGAGCUAAUAAACAACUGGUAUGUCAUACUUUACUUUGCUUUGAUUUUUUAGUCAUCAUGUAUAUGAUGUGCCAAAUAUGUAUUUGUAUGGUUUAGGAUCUAUGCAUCUUAGAAAGAAGGUUAUAUACAGAGUUUGUACUUCAUCAUGAAAAGCUUUUUUUAAAUUAAAAACUUGUGGACUAUUGUAAUUGACAUUAUAUUCAGAAAGAGAAAAUUAAUAAAUGUCUUAAGUUUUGAUUUAUAUCUUUCGAAAUGUUAUUUUUUUUAAUACAAUUGUUGCAAGUCAUUUGUUGACUGAUUUUUUUUUAGAAUUACUUGUGUGUUUUGCUAUGUCAUUGACCAAUGCUGUAUUCUGUAUGAAAUAUUGUUUUCACAAGAAAGGUUUGUGUUGACAUCAGACCAGACAAUAUGUUUAUCUCUAUAAAUACCUAAAUCAAUUAUUACAUCAAAAGAUUAGUCUGUGAUUUAUUAUUCUGGAGAUUUUUAUUGAUGGAUCUAAGGGAGUCAUGACUUUUUAUUUUGUUGUGCUCAACAAUUGCCUUUCAGAGAUAAAAUGUUGAAAACAUAAAACUUGGAUAUUCUUUAGAAUAGAUGUGACUUUAAACAGUGAUUUACCUUUUCUUUUUAUUUAAGCAACAAGCUUGUAAAUGAUUAGAUGCAUUGACUUUACUCUAUAUAAUAACAGAUAGUCGUUCCACAACUACAACAUUACAAUCAUAAACAUUUUGGUUCAGAAGAUAAACCGCAGCUAAUAUAUGUAUGUUUUUGAUCAUAAAAUAUUAAAGUAUUAAAUAUA
Mytilus trossulus (common blue mussel) is the source of this 6993-nucleotide messenger RNA. RefSeq names its product striatin-3-like. NCBI's taxonomy places the organism in Eukaryota, Metazoa, Mollusca, Bivalvia, Mytilida, Mytilidae. Gene Ontology annotation, molecular function: protein binding. Bases 96 to 2477 code for a protein of 793 amino acids. The transcript is spliced from 19 exons. The record is from RefSeq and is a predicted model, not a curated record.